CGCGGGAAAGGACUGAAUGGGACCCACUUCUACUCGCUCAGGUAAGCUUGUUUGGGAAGCGCAGCUCAAGGACCUGGAAAAAUAUAAAGUUUUAAAUAAAUUAAAAAAACCCCAGUCAAAAUUAGUCUUGUUGUCUGAUCAAUUAUUACAAGUUACUUCCACUCUGAUGCUUCCUUGCUCACUCACUCACUCUGCCCAGAAUCUCCUUUUUUUUCUUGGUGUCUCCUCCUCCUGCAGGCUUUCUUUCAUUUUCUGUCAUGGCCAUGGCUGCUGAUGCUGCUGCUGACAAGGCAGCGCCUGCACUGCCGCCGCUCACAGUGAAAUUGGAUCCUACAAAGUACCCCCUUUGGUUGGCGCAGAUCAUUCCUCUCCUCAAAAGCAAAGGCCUGAUGUCUUUCGUCGACGGUACCGCCAUGUGUCCUCCCGCCUUUCUUCUCGACCCCGACGGGAAACCCACCAACACGACCCAUCCCGAUUAUGACCACUGGAUUCAGAUGGACCAGUUUGUGCUUUCUUUGAUCAAUGGCUCCCUCAGCCACUUAGUUGUUGCUACUCUGGAGGGUUCUAUCUCCGCCCGUGCUACCUGGGUUGCUUUAGAGGCUCUGCUUCUUGGUGCUGAGCAGCAGGUUCCGACUCCGACGGUCUCGGUUUCUGAUCAUAGCACCGCUGCCGCGGCGGCUUCUCCUGGCUGUGGCUUUGAUCAUGUUGCUUCCGGAGGCGGCGGAGGCGGCGGAGGCGGCGGAGGCGGCGGAGGCGGCGGAGGCGGCGGCACAACAGGUGAAGGCGUUUCAGGGAAGAAAGGCCUACCCGGGGUUAAGUUAUUCUCUCCCACCGAUGAGCAACUGGUUGGCUACUUGACGAACCAAAUAGAGGGGAAGGACUCGGAAUUCAGGGACUCGAUCCCUGUAAUUGAUCAUGCCUGCAAGCGUGAGCCUCGUGAUCUGCCUGCGGUCUUCUUCAGCAAACCUGAUUACAAGAACUCCAAAAGAGAUCGCUGCAACAGGACCACAGAUGAGGGUUUUUAUAAAAGCACAGGCAAGGUUCGUGAGAUCAAGGCUGAACAAUCCCAAGCUGUGAUUGGUAAUAAGAGGAUUUUGCCUUUCUGCGAAGGUCGUGGACCCCAAGCCAAGAAGACCAAGUAUGUCAUGCAUGAGUAUUCUCUCACCAAAACUGAACUUGCCAAAAUGGGUGUGGGUCCUAAUCCCAAUCAGCAGGAAGAGUUUGUUCUCUGCUGCCUGAAGAAUAAGUCAGCAAAUUCUAAGAAGCUGAAGGAUGAUUCAGUCUGCAGCAGUGAAUUAGCUGAACUUGCUAUUGGUGGCGAAAUCGCCUCUAACUCUGAAGAUGAUCAAGCUGCUGCAACUGGUAUGAUUCAAGGCCCAGAUGAGCAUCUCGCAGACAAAGAUGUUCUGCUUGGCACUGAGAAUCGUAAUGAAUGCGUCGAGUCAGAGUCUCCAAAUGGUUUUUCUUCCACAGACAAUAAUGAUAUUUCAACCUUUGUUGGUUCACCUGGUAGCUUUGAUGUACCUGAUGGCAUCUUCUUGUCUGAUUUUGAUGAUCCGAUUAAAGAGCUGUCCUGUGCUGAUCUUGGAGAAAAUACGGAUUCAACCUUUCUUCCACCUCAGCAGCUAGCAGCCACAUCAGCCACCACACCCACAUUAGCCACAUCAUUUGGCAGCUUUGGUGUUGGUUUACCUGAUGACUUCUCGUGGCCUGAUUUUGAUGAUCUGUUGAAAGAGCUGUCCUGUGCUGAUCUUGGAGAAAAUACGGAUUCAACCCUUCUUCCACCUCAGCAGCUAGCAGCCACAUCAGCCACCACACCCACAUUAGCCACAUCAUUUGGCGGCUUUGGUGUUGGUUCACCUGAUGGCUUCUCGUGGCCUGAUUUUGAUGAUCUGUUGAAAGAGCCGUUCUGGGCUGAUCAGCCACAUCAGCCACCACACCCGCAUCAGCCACCACCCGCAUCUCAGCCACAUCAGCCACCACCCGCACCUCAGUCACAUCAGCCACCACCCCCAUCUCAGCCACAGAAUUACUGCUCCUCCACACUGCCGUCAGCAUUAUGCACCAAGCAAGGAAAUGUUCCCAGUCUCUGUAAUGAUGACUGCAGUAAGCAGCUAUCUCCAACUGGGAAUAACAUUUCAACUAAUUAUCACUACGAACCGGUUAGCAACACCGCUUAUAGUGUUCAAAAUGGGGCUACUGAUGAAAGUUUUUCAGAGGUUUAUAAAAUUUCAACCAACGAUCACAAUGAAUCAGUUAGUUCAGAGGCUUACUUUCAGCCAAAAGAAAAUCUGGGCAUUCUUUCAUCCAUUUCGGCCACAGGAUUACACACUGCUGUCACCAAGGAACACAGAACUGGGAGAUGUUAUGCAUGCCAAUAACUAUAUUGACAUGCAGUGUUGAGUCGCAGUCUCCAGAUAAUCUGGAGUUUACGAUUCUUUUCCCACAGUUCUUAAAUAAUUUCAUUGGUGACCAGGAUUAUUAUUCCUGCGAAGAAACAACACACACUACUUUCAGUGACUCUAAUCUACCGGAGCCAUGGGGAGGAGUCUAUGAUAGCGAUAGUGGAGUAAGAAGUUUUAUUCUGCAUUAGCUGCUGCAACAUAGAUAGUGCAACAUUUUAGUUAUAGGGGAGCAUCAGUAAACCACAAGGUCUUGGAAGGGUAGCACAUCACCCUUAUCUACAAAACAAAUUAGAUUUCUUUGAUGUUAUGGGAAACAUCUCCUUAAAACCAUUAAGCAAGUCCCCGAUGGGCAUGGCAUAACAUUUCGAUUCCAAGUUCUAGCUCUAGCCUUAUUCUCUGGCUUUCGUUCCCAAGUUCUUGCUCUAGUUUUAUUCUCAGGCUUUCGUUCCCAAGUUCUUGCUCUAGCCUUAUUCUCGGGCUUUCGUUCCCAAGUUCCUGCUCUAGCCUUAUUCUCAGGCUUUCGUUCCCAAGUUCUUGCUCUAGCCUUAUUCUCAGGCUUUUAUUCCAGCUGUAGCCUUAUUCUCAGGCUUUCGUUCCAGCUGUAGCCUUAUUCUCAGGCUUUCGUUCCCAAGUUCUUGCUCUAGCCUUAUUCUCAGGCUUUCAUUCCCAAUUUCUUGCUCUAGCCUUAUUCUCGGGCUUUCGUUCCCAAGUUCUUGCUGUAGAUUUAUGCUCAGGCUUUUGUUCCAGCUGUAGCCUUAUGCUCAGGCUUUCGUUCCAGCUGUAGCCUUAUUCUCAGGCUUUGGUUCCCUAGUGCUAGCUCUAGCCUUAUACUCAGGCUUUUGUUCCGCACUCUAUUGUUCUGGAAGUGGCAUUAGACAGGAUCUGCUUCUACAUAGCUGCUGGAGUCUCAAUAUAUAAUACAGUGACCAGACGCUAAUGUGACGUUAUGGUUAUUGGUAUGGAAGUUUGAGAUUCCUUCUUAAAUGGAGUAGUAAUUACAAUCAUUGUAAAACUGCACGAUUAUGAUUGGUUAAAAACCUAUCACCUUCAAGCAGAAACAACCAACCCCUACAAUCAUUGUAAAACUGUAUUAUUAUGAUUGGUAUCCUUGUAAAUGUUGUUGAUUUUGUUUUUGCAAUUGGCCUAUAUCAAAUGCUGCGGUCCUGUGCAGCAUUCCUGCGGCCCUUGUGUAGUGUAUCGUUGUCAAUCAAUAUUGUUUAUUAAGAACCUUUCAGUGUUGAAUGGACUUUGUUGUAUUAUAUUCUCUUUUCAUAUUUGAACCCACAAUGUUUACGUGCCA
Prunus persica (peach) is the source of this 3705-nucleotide messenger RNA. RefSeq lists its product as uncharacterized. The coding region runs from base 258 to 2381 and encodes 707 amino acids. Gene Ontology annotation, molecular function: DNA binding. Gene Ontology annotation, biological process: regulation of DNA-templated transcription. The record is from RefSeq and is a predicted model, not a curated record. Lineage: Eukaryota; Viridiplantae; Streptophyta; Magnoliopsida; Rosales; Rosaceae. The transcript is spliced from 7 exons.